AUGGAUAAUAUACAAGAACUUUUGAAAGAUGCCACUGAUUAUUUAUCUUCUGGAAAUGUAAAGGAUGCCUACUUUUCAUAUAUAAGUGCACUGGAUUUAGUAACAAGGGAGCUACAUAACAUCAAAUUUGUAAAUAAUGUUGUAGCUUCAAAACCGGCGUCUCUUUCUUCAAUUUUUGCUUUAUCUCGAACAUGCCUAUCAUAUGCUGAAGAUAUCAUAGUAAAACAUCAAACUCCACCCGUACCACGAAGAAAUCCGAAUCUCAAUAUAGCGAUAUUUCCACCGACACCGCAACAAGAGGAACAUCCGCACGAUUUAUCACCACACAGAGCUCCUCCAAUACCUCCGAAACCAAUGCGCAGAUCUUUUAAUAAAGUAUGCGAAGAUGGAUCAUCGUCAAAUUCCCUCAAAAAUGAACUACUAGCCUUAAAGCCUCCAUUACCGCCAAAACCCGUACGAACUGCUAGCAUUAAAAAAUAUUUAGUAGAUAUAGAGGUUUCUGGCAGUGGUUCGUAUCUUCGUAGAUCAGAGUCAUCUUUAGAUGUUACAAUUUCACAAACAUUACUUCGUCGUCGCUCUUCAUCUCCUGGCCGUGUUGUUUCAACAUCUAGAAGGCGGCCUACGCUAACAGGUUCUAUAACAAGUUCUAUAACAGAUUCGCCAACGGAUGAGGAGAGCCCUUAUUCUUCACAUUUAACAUCCCCUACAACACCUGCCUCAUUUUAUGGAGCAAUAGCUGUUCCAGUAUCGAUGCCAAAUUUAUUUGAACAACGCCCAAAAAUGAUCAGUGUUAUUCCUGAAGGUGCCGUUGAUCCAAAUAAUUUGGUACCUGCUAUCGCAUUGACUGAAAGCGAAAAUGCACAGUCACCAAGUUCACCUUCAUCAUCACAGUAUUCAUAUCAUGUGCCUGAAAUUCCAGCAUCACCUUUAUUAACUCAACAUACUCAAUUGGAACAAAAAAUUCUAACUUUAGAAAAAAAAUUGUCAGAAUAUCGUGACAUAUCUAAAAAGAGAGAGGAUGGUAAGUCAGAGUCUGACUCCGACGAGUUAUCACGGACAGAACUUCCAGAUGAGGAAAUUAAGGAGGCGAUUGAGAAGUAUGGAGCUACAGUUGCUGGUCUAAAACAUACAAUAACAAAAUCUCGCAAAUUAGUUUAUAAAGCUGCCGCAGAUCCGGAUAUUUUAGAAUUUGCUCCUCAUAUGAUUGCGUAUCAAUUAACUUUAAUUGAGUCUGCAAUCUUUUUGGAAAUAGAUCCAACGACUCUUCUUACACAUUCCGCAAAGAAUCCUGACUCAAAAAUCACUGCCUCAACGGACUUUUUUAAUUAUCUUACAAGAGUUAUAGAACGUUCUAUUCUAUUACCCUUAGAGGCUUCCUCACGUGCACAAAUUAUGAACCACUGGGUAAAAGUAGCCGUUAAGUUACACGAAUUACAUAAUUUCCAAACCUUAAAGGCAAUCCUUGCUGCAUUGGGAACACCACCAAUAAAAAGAUUAAAAAGAACAUGGGCUUGUAUUCCGAAAAAGAGUAUGGUAAGAUUGGAAGCAUUGUGUGAUAUGAUGAGUGAAACGAGAAACUAUGAAAAGUAUCGAGAGACCAUACAGCGAGAAGGUUUCUUAAGGAAGCCUACUAUACCAUUUUUAGGAACAUUUAUUAUGGAUGCUACCUAUUUAUUGGCUGCUGUUAAAUCUGCAGGUUCAUCAAUUUCGGAAGAUCCUCGUGUACAAGAAUUAUUACAAACUAUGAUUAGAUAUCAACAUGGACCUAAAUAUCAGCCUAUUCCACCAGUAACAUUCAUAAAAGCAUCGACCAAACAUUUUCGUACAGCAAGUAUUAGUGCAGCUCUUCAUCGUAGCAGUGGUUAUAAAUAUAAUCAUAGGGGUGAAGAAGAAGAUGAAUCUAUUGAAGAAAAGCAACAGUUAAUAUCACAUUACCUAUUAACAAGGGUAUGGAUUCCAGAAAAAAGUGUGGAUGAAUUGAGCCUAAUACGUGAGCCACAUAAGCACAAAAAUGGUCAUAGUGGCGGUCGCGCAUCCGGAACAGCUUCGUGGAGUGGUACUCCAAACAGUGUAAUAUCAAAUGCUAGCAGUGCAUAUCGUGGUAGUACGGGAAGUACUGUUGGCGGAAGCGGUACGAGUACUGGAGGAAACGCUAGUCCUAUUAGUGGAAUAGGGAGAGCUAGCUCAACAAGUGGUAGCGGGGAUUCGCGUCCUCAUAGUUUGGAAGAAGGAAUCGAUGUAACACCCACGGCAUCAAUCACAUCUAAAUUGGAUAGGGCUGGGCCCAUCUCAGAUAAAGAAGUAGAACUUUCCAGGAUUCAUGCAGAACCAACAAUUAUAAUGCCAACUCCAAUAUCUAGUAAUAAAAGAACUAGCUGGAGAAAUAUGAGAGUAAUGUUUGGCAGUUACGAAGCCACCGAAACUCCUAAAAGUCCCACUGCUAUGUUACGUGCAACAUCCCAUUCUCGAAGUUCAUCUAGUAUUGAACUAGUACCAAAAAGUCCCACUGCUACGUUUAUGAAAGCUCAUGGACGUACUACUUCGGCUAAUUCUCCUGGUGCAAAGCCUUUUACGUAUGCACCUGGAAUUUCAACGCCGAGUAGUAUGGGAUCUAGUGCUAGUGCUCCUGGAACUCGAAAUAGCGUAGGUAAUAAUAACAAUUCCAUAUUUAUAGGAAAUAUGGAUGGAAUAGAAGAUUUCCGCAUGGUAUUGGCAAAGAAAGUAGCUGGUGAGGUUACAGCUGGGGGUGGCUCUUUAGAGAGAAACCGACAAUAA
Molecule: messenger RNA, 2775 nt
Organism: Funneliformis geosporum
Lineage: Eukaryota; Fungi; Glomeromycota; Glomeromycetes; Glomerales; Glomeraceae
Source: the annotation of a GenBank genome assembly